Aspergillus clavatus NRRL 1 is the source of this 4029-nucleotide messenger RNA. Its product is annotated as HECT domain protein. Bases 1 to 4029 code for a protein of 1342 amino acids. The transcript has 3 exons. NCBI's taxonomy places the organism in Eukaryota, Fungi, Ascomycota, Eurotiomycetes, Eurotiales, Aspergillaceae. The record is from RefSeq and is a predicted model, not a curated record. Gene Ontology annotation, molecular function: ubiquitin-protein transferase activity.
AUGACUAGGCUCCGCGGAGCUUCUGUGAGCUCGUACGAUGCUUCUCGUUCUCCGACUGGCGUUGAUCGGUCUCAUUUACAUCGGUCCAAGCUUCCUCCGAAUGCACCAGAUGUCAUUGUUGAAAACACUAUCGAUGUGUCCGACCCGGCCCAGGUCUUGCUAUGGUAUCGGGAUGAGCGACGUCGGCAGUUCAAUCUCCUAGUCCGCAAAUACAAAAACCAACUGCUAUACGGAUGUCAAGAUCCCGCCUGCCGCACGCCAACCUGCGCUAGCUAUCGAAGAAGAGUAUCUGAAGGCCCAUAUCGCCGCUACACUGAGCUGAGUGCUCGGACUUUGGCAUGCUACUUGGCUAGCUUGGAUAAUCCGGAGGCUGGUCUCUGCCGCAACACUCCGCGGGUACAUUCAGAGCUUUCGUCCCAUGAUCAUCAACGUUCGUCGAGACGUUCGAGCCGUGGACCACCUCCUGAUCGUUCCACGACGCGAAAUGUGUCAUCGCCGUCAGGCCUCGAGAAAGUGAACGAUGACCUUAUACGUCAAGCACCAGCUCAAAUCUCUGCGAGCUCUCCGCAAUCUAGUGCCCCCGCUAAAGAUACCCCUGAACCUUUCGUUGAGUCGCAGAAACAAAUCGAACCCUCGCAGGACGAGGAUCCUGCAGCGCAGCGGAUGAAAGAUCCGAAAUCUUUCACGCAAAAUCUCUUCGAUACACUUUCUUUGCGUAUGGUCGAAUGGCUUCCUUUGCGACGGCUACCUGAUGCGCCAGGCACAGAGUCUCAGUGCGCCAGACCACCCAAGCGCGAGACCUGCUGCGAACACUCCGAUUCCGCCGAGAAGGAGCCAGAAGGAGGGCGCCGUGCAUCGAUUCACACAAGACAGGUGGGGAGCGCUCCGCAUACCCCUUCUUCACGGGACGUGAGCAGACUCGCUCCUGCCGUCGAGACGAAACCCAACAGCCAGGUUAAACGAAUAGCCGUACUCGAAGCAGACCAACACCACCCUCGUUCCAGAUCAAUCAAGGAUGAAAGAUUACGCACGGAACUACGGCCAAGCCGGAAACUCUCGAUAAAUGCGCACAUCAGUGCCGAUGAGUCGAUCAACAUCCCCUCACCGCCAGCUCUCAAGCAUCGCCAACAGAAACAUCGCGGCAGGUUCGAGGACCUUGAUGCAUCUUAUACGCCAGAACAACAAAGAAAAGGAAGGCGCGUCUCUUGGGAUAGUGCAAAGCUCUUGGACGAUGUCCAGAAUUCCGAGACUCAAAAGUCCCUUGCAAUCAAAGACGAACAACUCCACGUGGAGGACCAACCUGCGAACGAUCCCAAGUCAAAUCGGAAAAGCUCACGUUCAAGACGAGAGCGGCCAUUCACGGUACAAACGCUCACACAUAUCGAUGGCGCAAUUCUUGGUGGACUGGAGCGGAUGUUGGUCCAAUCCGAGGAAGAUGCUCAACGGUGGAAAGAUGAGCUGGCUCAUAUAGACUUUACAGGGAACUUCGAGAACCCCGAAUGGCAGUACGCUACAUCUGGCCAGCGUCGAGUGUAUACAUUUGUUGCACAAAGUGUUUUCUACGCAUUGGGUAAUCCGAGUCAAAUCCUACGUUCAUUCCACGGCGAUACGGCUGGCCCGAGCGGAUUGAACCAGAGCUCCCCUACGACCAAACUCAAUCUGCAGCAGCUACAGCUAUCACUACGAAAACUGUUUACUCUGUGUCCCUGGGACAUUGUUCUCCAUAGUUUGUGGCGCGCUAUGGAAACGCUGUUUGUACCACCCAAGGAACUCUCGAUGCCAGGCCGUCAAUCGCGCCGGUCAUCGACAAACUCGGCUACCACGGGUUCAGUAUCUGUUCCAAUAAUUUCCCGUCGCUCAUUUGACUCGGCAGUGAAUGAUCACGUUGAUGAUGCUAAUGCUGCGGACAUCGCAACCAUUGCACUCUUUGCCCUUAUCAGCUCUCUUCCUGCAGCUGAUGCGCCCACGUGGCGAGCACUUCUUCAAAUGCGCGCCGCUGGCACCGUUGCUUCGACCACCGAUAUGGAGAAGGUUUCUGUCGCAAGGUCGAGAUCAAUUGUUGAGAUUACCGACAGAUUCGAGCACGAAUUGGCCUUGCGGCUUAUCGAUCGUCUAGUGCGUGGUCUCACCGCGCGCUUAGCAUUCCACGAGAUAUCGAAAGUACGCCGUCCGAACUUGCUAGAUUCUUCUAGCAAGGGCAAGAAGAGCGUCCUGGAUCUGCUUUUGGAUAACCUUGCCAACCAUUACAGCCCGAUGGCGUCAGGAAUUGACGAGCCGGACCGAGCUGCGCAGCCACCAGCCGCAGCGGCCAUCAUUGCUGAAUGGUUACGUACGCUUUUUCUUAGGAAUUGGGACGGCAACCCCGAGAUUUCUCGAAGCAGCUCUGCUGGAGGCGUUGUGGAAAUCCUGUCGAGGAUGUACAAGCAGCGCAAUCACCUCGGCCUAGUCCCAAAGGACUUCCACACACCGUUACUUUCCGAGAGGCUGGAUCCCCUGGAGAUGCCCGUGGAAUGGCUUGGACGGCUGAGCAAUAAUAAAACGAUGCACCUACUCUCAUAUUCCUUCCUUUUCCCUCCAUCUGCUCUUGUCAUUUAUUUCCGCGCCCUCAACUACUCUGCCAUGUCCAAGGCCUACGAGGCUGCGAUGACCACAACGAGACAUGUGACUCAAACCGCCUUCGGACCGAUCCCCAUCCAAGACGAUGUGAGACUCUUGGCGGAGAUGAAAACCUCGAUGACCUCGUAUCUGGUCCUCAUGGUUCGCCGCGAUAAUGUGCUUACAGAUGCACUUAAUCAACUCUGGAGGCGGGAGAAGAGAGAGUUAUUACGUCCACUGAAAGUCCAGAUGGGGAUGGAUGAAGGGGAGGAGGGACUGGACCACGGCGGCGUUCAGCAAGAAUUCUUUCGAGUCGUCAUGGCGGCGGCGUUAGAUCCGUCUUAUGGCAUGUUUACGAUGGAUGAGCGCACCCGGGUCUCGUGGUUUCAACCUUGCUCGUUAGAGCCUCUUUAUAAGUUCGAACUUUUCGGACUCCUCAUGUCACUGGCAAUAUAUAAUGGCGUGACCCUGCCAGUGAACUUUCCGAUUGCCUUCUAUCGCAAGCUUCUGGGGCUCAAGGUGAAACACCUUGACCAUAUCCAGGAUGGCUGGCCCGAACUCAGCAAGGGCCUUGGAGACCUGUUGACAUGGCAGGAUGGCGAUGUUGGCGAUGUCUUUAUGCGAACAUACGAGUUCAGUUUCGAAGCCUUUGGCUCGGUGGAGACCGUUGACAUGGAGAAGGUGGACAAAGACGCUGUGUGGCCCUUGCCGACGGGCAUUCACCGUAAACCAUUUAUACUACCUUCGAAGAGCUGGUCGGAGUUGUCUGACUUCGCAAAGACAGCAGACAUGGAUUUAAGUCCACCUUGUUCGAUGGCGGCAGAUGAUGCCGAUGAUAGUUCGCCUGAUUUAUCGCACCGGGAUAUCAAGGAUCAUGCCGAGCAUUCCGUGCCAACACCCCCAGUGGAGGAGGCUUCGCUUGUCACCAAUAAGAACCGGGCUCAAUUCGUCAAAGAUUACAUCUUCUGGCUGACCGAUCAAUCAAUCCGAACCCAGUUUGAUGCCUUUACAAGGGGGUUUUACACCUGUCUCGACCGAGCCGCUCUGUCCAUCUUUACUCCCGAGGCUUUCAAGACCGUUGUUGAGGGCAUUCAAGAGAUCGACAUCAAAGAGCUGGAGCGUCAUGCCCGCUACGAAGGUGGAUUCGGCCCAAGUCAUCCGACCAUCCGCGGGUUUUGGAGCAUUGUACGAGGGUACUCCGCGGAGAAGAGGGCGCGGCUCUUAGAGUUCGUCACGGCCAGCGACCGUGUGCCGGUGAACGGGAUUGCGAGCAUCAUGUUUGUCAUUCAGAAGAAUGGCGUGGGGGACGCUCGCCUUCCCACCAGUUUGACCUGCUUUGGUCGGCUCUUACUACCAGAGUAUUCGUCCAAGAAAGUCUUGGAAGAGAAGCUCGACAAAGCCCUUGAAAAUGCUCGGGGAUUUGGAGUUGCCUGA